Messenger RNA from Eptesicus fuscus (big brown bat), 868 nucleotides. RefSeq names its product SFT2 domain containing 1 (gene SFT2D1). The transcript has 8 exons. Gene Ontology annotation, biological process: vesicle-mediated transport. NCBI's taxonomy places the organism in Eukaryota, Metazoa, Chordata, Mammalia, Chiroptera, Vespertilionidae. Gene Ontology annotation, cellular component: membrane. The record is from RefSeq and is a predicted model, not a curated record. Bases 1 to 480 code for a protein of 159 amino acids.
AUGGAGAAACUGCGGCGGGUCCUGAGCGGCCAGGACGACGAGGAGCAGGGCCUGACCGCGCAGGUCCUGGACGCCUCCUCGCUGAGCUUCAACACCAGGCUGAAGUGGUUUGCCAUCUGCUUCGUGAGCGGCAUCUUCUUCUCCAUCCUCGGCACGGGCCUGCUGUGGCUCCCCGGGGGCAUCAAGCUCUUCGCCGUGUUCUACACCUUCGGGAACAUUGCUGCCUUAGCCAGCACGUGCUUCCUGAUGGGCCCCGUCAGGCAGCUGAAGAAGAUGUUCGAGACCACGCGGCUGCUCGCCACCGUCAUCAUGCUUGUGUGUUUCGUGCUUACCCUGUGCGCUGCUCUGUGGUGGCACAAGAAGGGGCUGGCCCUGCUCUUCUGCAUCCUGCAGUUCCUGUCCAUGACCUGGUACAGCCUGUCGUACAUCCCGUACGCAAGGGACGCCGUCAUGAAGUGCUGCUCUUCUCUCCUGAGCUGAGAACCAGAACAGAACCCGCACAGCCUUUGGAAGUGGCUGUUGGUUUGGUGGAGUUUUCCUGAUCCGGUGACCACCCUCCCGCCGUGCCGUCCAGCACACGGAACCCGCGGCCGAGUAAACUGUGACGCUCCUGCCACUAGAUCCUGUCACUAUGUGCUUUCCCCCACGGAGGCCGAUCAGCGCCGAUCGGAAUGAUUUGUAGCCGUUUUCUUGAUCCUUCCUAAACUGCGUUUCAGUUGUGAAUAUUCAGGGAUAAGUCUCCGCUGCAUGAACCUUUAGGCUUUCCUAAAAUGUCAAGAUUUAAAAAUACUUUAAAUGUGAAAGUUUUUACUUUAAACUAAAAAUUGCUUAUAUGUAAUAAAAUAAUAUAUAAAUAUUUACAAUUUUA